AUGGCACCCUUGGAUGAGGGUCGCUCGUGCAUGCCCAUAGGGUAUAACUACACCAGCACCUGUACGCAAGGCGCUUACCCUACGUACGUCGUCAACGUAUCCACUGUUGCUCAGAUUCAGUUGGCUGUAAACUUUGCUCGGAACCAGAACCUUCGUUUGAUUGUCAAGAACACCGGUCACGAUUUUAACGGCAAGCCAUCAGGAAAAGGAGGUCUGUCAAUUUGGACGCACCGACUCAAAGACAAGGCCUUCUACCCAUCCUUCACGUCUGACGGUGGUUAUGUUGGACCUGCUAUAAAGCUUGGGGCUGGCGUUCAAGUUUCGGAGGCGUACGACUUCGGAAAAGCGUUGAAUGUGACCGUCAUCGGAGGCGGCUGCCUCUCUGUUGGAGUUGCUGGUGGCUUCACACUUGGUGGAGGCCACUCACCAUUGAGCAGCAUGUAUGGUAUGGCGGCAGAUCAAGUUUUGGCUCUGGAAGGUUGUUUUCCCCCUAUGACUCAACAUAUCAUCAUCGGUGACAGCUCACUGAUCAACUUACAGUUGUCUUGGCGGACGGUCGCUUUAUCACUGCAACUCCCAAGCAGAACUCAGACGUCUUCUGGAUGCUUCUCGGUGGUGGAGGCAGCACAAUUGGCGUGGUAA
Molecule: messenger RNA, 642 nt
Organism: Aspergillus luchuensis
Lineage: Eukaryota; Fungi; Ascomycota; Eurotiomycetes; Eurotiales; Aspergillaceae
Product: FAD-binding oxidoreductase
Exons: 1
Coding region: 1-642 (213 amino acids)
Molecular function (GO): FAD binding; oxidoreductase activity
Source: RefSeq, a predicted model, not a curated record